CGCACAGCUGCGGAGGGUGCCCCGGAGCCGUCGCCCCGACACUUUGCGCCCGCAGUGUCCGCCGCGCCCCGGACGGGCAUGGGGCGGCCCGGCUGAGCGCCGCACCCGGCCGCCGAGACCCCCAGCCCAAGCCGCCGUCCCUCCCGCCGCGGCCCCAGCGUGCGCCCGCGAUGGCGAAGGCGACGGCCGGCGCCGCGGGGCUGCGGUUGCUGCUGCUGCUGCCGCUGCUCGGCGAAGCCCCGCUGGGACUCUACUUCUCAAGGGAUGCUUACUGGGAGAAGCUGUAUGUGGACCAGCCGGCUGGCACACCCCUGCUCUACGUCCACGCCCUGCGAGACGUCCCCGAGGAGGUGCCCAGCUUCCGCCUGGGCCAGCACCUCUACGGCGCCUACCGCACACGGCUGCACGACAAUGACUGGGUCCGCAUCCAGGAGGACACGGGGCUUCUCUACCUCAACCAGAGCCUGGACCAUAGCUCCUGGGAGAAGCUCAGCAUCCGCAAUGGCGGCUUCCCGCUGCUCACCGUCUACCUCCAGGUCUUCCUGUGGCCCACGUCCCUUCGCGAGGGCGAGUGCCAGUGGCCGGGCUGUGCCCGAGUGUACUUCUCCGUCAUCAACGCCUCGUUCCCAGCUUGUGGUGCCCUCAAACCUCGGGAGCUCUGCUUCCCCGAGACAGGCCUCUCCUUCCGCAUUCGGGAGAACCGGCCUCCGGGCACCUUCCACCAAUUCCGCCUGCUGCCCGUGCAGUUCCUCUGCCCCGACGUCAACGUGGCCUACAGGCUCCUGGGAGGUGAGAGUCUGCCCUUCCGCUGCGCUCCGGACAGCCUGGAGGUGAGCACGCGCUGGGCCCUGGACCGCGAGCAGCGGGAGAAGUAUGAGCUGGUGGCCGCGUGCACGGUGCGCGUGGGCGCGCGCGAGGAGGAGGUGAUGGUGCCCUUUCCCGUGACCGUGUACGACGAGGACGACUCUGCGCCCACCUUCCUCGGCGGCAUUGACACCGCCAGUGCCGUGGUGGAGUUCAAGCGGAAGGAGGGCACUGUUGUGGCCACACUGCGCGUCUUCGAUGCAGAUGUUGUGCCAGCAUCUGGGGAGCUCUUGAGACGGUACACAAGCACGCUGCUCUCCGGGGACGCCUGGGUCCUCCAGACCUUCCGCGUGGAGCACUCGCCCAACGAGACCUUGGCCCAGGCCAACGGCAGCUUUGUGCGGGCAACCAUGCAUGACUACAAGCUGGUUCUCAACCGGAGCCUCCCCAUCUCGGAGAGCCGGGCCGUGCAGCUGGCCGUGCUGGUCAACGACUCGGACUUCCAGGGCCCGGGGGAGGGCGUCCUCCUGCUCCACUUCAAUGUGUCUGUGCUGCCCAUCAGCCUGCGCCUGCCCGGCGCCUACUCCUUCACCGUGAGCAGGCGGGCCCGUCGCUUCGCCCAGAUUGGGAAAGUCUGUGUGGAAAACUGCCAGGAGUUCAGCGGCAUCCACGUGCAGUACAAGCUGCAGCUCUCCAGCGCCAACUGCAGUGCCCUGGGGAUGGUCACCUCGGCCGAGGACACCACGGGGACCCUGUUUGUGAACGACUCGGAGGCCCUGCGGCGGCCCGAGUGCACCCAACUCCAGUACACAGUGGUGGCCGUCGAACGGCCGAGCCGCCGGCAAGCCCAGGCCCCGCUGCUCGUCACCGCGGAGGGGACGUAUGUGGCUGAGGAGCCAGGCUGCCCCCUGUCCUGCGCGGUCAGUAAGAGGCGGCCCGAGUGUGAGGAAUGCGGCGGCCUGGGCUCUCUGACGGGCAGGUGCGAGUGGAGGCAGGGAGACAGCAAAGGGAUCACCAGGAACUUCUCCACCUGCUCGCCCAGCAUCAAGACCUGCCCCGAUGGCCACUGUGAUGCCGUAGAGAGCAGAGACGCCAACAUCUGCCCCCAGGACUGCCUCCGGGGUGGCAGCAUCGUCGGUGGGCACGAGCCCGGGGAGCGCCGGGGGAUUAAAGCCGGCUUCGGGACCUGCAGCUGUUUCCCCGAGGAGAAGAAGUGCUUCUGCGAGCCGGAAGACAGCCAGGAUGCGCUGUGUGAUGAGCUCUGCCGCACGGUGAUCGCCGCGGCCGUGCUCUUCUCCUUCAUCGUGUCUGUGCUGCUGUCCUCCUUCUGCAUCCACCGCUACCACAAGAACGCCCACAAGCCCCCCAUCGCCUCGGCUGAGAUGACCUUCCGCCGGCCCGCCCAGGCCUUCCCGGUCAGCUACUCAUCCGGCGCCCGCCGGCCCUCGCUGGACUCCAUGGAGAACCAGGUCUCCGUGGACGCCUUCAAGAUCCCGGAGGAUCCAAAGUGGGAAUUCCCUCGCAAGAACCUGGUUCUUGGAAAAACUCUGGGAGAAGGCGAAUUUGGAAAAGUGGUCAAGGCAACAGCCUUCCGGCUGAAAGGCAAAGCAGGGUACACGACUGUGGCCGUGAAGAUGCUGAAAGAGAACGCCUCCCCAAGCGAGCUGCGGGACCUGCUGUCAGAGUUCAACCUCCUGAAGCAGGUCAACCACCCGCAAGUCAUCAAGCUGUACGGGGCCUGCAGCCAGGACGGGCCGCUCCUGCUCAUCGUGGAGUAUGCCAAGUACGGCUCCCUGCGGGGCUUCCUCCGCGAGAGCCGCAAGGCAGGGCCUGGCUACGUGGGCAGCGGGGGCCGCCGCAACUCCAGCUACCUGGACAGCCCGGAGGGGCGGGCCCUGACGAUGGGCGACCUCAUCUCCUUCGCCUGGCAGAUCUCGCGAGGGAUGCAGUACCUGGCCGAGAUGAAGCUCGUCCAUCGGGACCUGGCGGCCAGAAACGUCCUGGUAGCUGAGGGGCGCAGGAUGAAGAUCUCAGACUUUGGUCUGUCCCGAGAUGUUUAUGAAGAGGAUUCCUACGUGAAGAGGAGCAAGGGUCGGAUCCCAGUCAAAUGGAUGGCCAUUGAGUCCCUCUUCGAUCACAUCUACACCACACAGAGUGAUGUGUGGUCCUUUGGCGUCCUGCUGUGGGAGAUUGUGACCCUGGGGGGCAACCCCUACCCUGGGAUUCCUCCAGAGCGCCUCUUCAACCUUCUGAAGACAGGCUACCGGAUGGAGAGGCCAGACAACUGCAGCGAGGAGAUGUACAGUCUGAUGCUGCAGUGCUGGAAGCAGGAACCGGACAAGAGGCCAGUGUUUGCCGACAUCAGCAAAGACCUGGAUAAGAUGAUGGUUAAGAGCAGAGACUACUUGGACCUGGCCGCGUCCACCCCAUCCGACUCCCUGCUGUACGACGAUGGCCUGUCGGAGGAGGAGACACCCCUGGUGGACUGCAUGUCAGACCCGAACUGGCCUGAAGAGAGUCCUGUACCACUCACGAGAGCCGAUGGCCCCAACACUGGGUGUCCGAGAUAUGCAAAUGAUAGUGUAUAUGCUAACUGGAUGGUUUCACCCUCAGCGGCACAAUUAAUGGACGCGUUUGAUAGUUAACAUUUCUUUGUGAAAGGUAAUGGACUCACAAGGGGAAGAAACAUGCCGAGAACAGAAAGUCUGCCGGCCCCACCUUGCGCAUUUCACACUGGCUGGUGAUUUUCCCUCCCAGCAGACGUAGCGCGCUGGACAAGCAUUCCGAGCCCAGCGUGUAGGUGUUCCUUCCUCUUCUGCCCUCGGCAGCACCCAGCACUGGUCUGGGUUCAGCAGUGAGCACCACACACUCCGUGCUCACACGUGUGGGUUCCUCACACACUAUCCGAACUGUUUGAUUUUUCCAGUUGCCACCACAUGAGGCCACACAACUUAAACAUGAAGCACACACACUAAAAAGGCAGCAGGGAAUAAAAACUGGCCCAGAUGACCUGUCCUUGUUUAGAACAAGAGCCCGGCCAGGCCUCUUAGGGCUGUCAAAGCCCAGACAGGGCUGGAGGGGGAGAUGGGACCUUGGGACAGGCCUCGGCUCAGGCUUUGAGAUCCUGAGAAUGUUUAUUUUAAAUCAUGUAACGUUUUCUUAGGCAGAUAUUUGAUUUUUAUCAUGAUUAAAAUGAUUCUUAGAUUUAGCACAAUGGAGAGAUGUGAUGCUAUGUAGGUAGGUGGUGUGGGGGGAGAGGGCUCCCAAGACACAUUUGUCCCCAUCGCUGAGUGGUCACUACCUCCUGAUGAGAAACGUAUGGAGGAGAGGGGCCUUUGAGGGGAGUGGCCUCCUGUCCAAGGAUGGCUGACCGCAGAGACUUGGCUGCUGUGAAUCCCCCACAGCCUUCAAUGUCCCACCCAUCCAGCGCCAAAAAGCGACAGGGGCUCAUCUCACACAUUAGAGUGGGACUUGUGCUCAGCUUCAGAGGGACAGUUCAGCUAGUUAGGUUAGAAGUAGCGUCGACAGUGACACCUGAUUACAAUUCUGAUGUGGAAAAGACAGUGUUUUGGCUCUUAUAGAGCUUGUGUGAAAAGGUCCAUGUAUCCACUCUUCCUGUGUUUGUAACGUAAUGCUGCUAUGGCAAGACAUUUUUGUUUUUCAGGUUCUGACCAUGACUCAUAAGCUUCUUGUCAUUCUUCACUGCUUGUUUGUGGUCACAGACACUCAGCACCCCUCCCAUCCUGCGGGGGUGGCUUUCGGGAAGUCCCAGCAGCUCUUCUUUCUAUCCUAGUGCUGUCACUUUGCAGGAGGGUUGGUUACCAAAACACUGCCUGGUCUUCAGACAUAAAGCACUGUGAAAGGACUUAACGUUGUCUCAUUAAAAUACUGGAUUUUAUAGCUAUUUCACAAAAGCAGUAAAAUUAUGGCAUUUUUGUGGCCAAGAAGGCUUGGAUGAGUAUGUGAAGGAGCCUUGUGUGUGUGUGUGUGUGUGUGUGUGUGUGUGUGUGUGUGUGUGUGUGUGUGUGUGUGUGUGUGUGUGUGUGUGUGCACGCACACCCAGGGAGAGUGCUGGAAAAACACUUACUGCAGAUGCAGCACAGCUUUAGUUUGGGCCAUUGUUCAAACACACUGUGAUAUGUUCUUUUACAAAUAUCUAGUUGUGGUAAACUUUUGGGUUUCAGAUGUGCUUAACGAUAGUCUUGUUUAAUGCAGAAGUUAGGGAUAAACUUUCUCAAGUGUUUAAGACUGCCUGCCUACUCAGUGUGAGUGGCGGCAGCAGGUGUGUCCUCGGCAGGGUGAGAACUCCAGGCCUCACUGGCUGACCCAGUGAUGGGGAAUUAACCCUUGACUCAUAAUCUAAUUGUCUACUCCUAAGUUAUAAAGGUACUCAUACUUACUAGUCCUAUCAGACAGAAUUUCCAUAUGCAUAUACACAGAAGUUACUAAGUAUUAAGUAUUACUGAGUGUUAUGUAGCAAUCUGUCCAUUAUUAAAAUUUGUUAAAUCUAUUUAUGAAAGGUUA
This is a messenger RNA of Hippopotamus amphibius kiboko, 5328 nucleotides long. RefSeq names its product ret proto-oncogene (gene RET). The record is from RefSeq and is a predicted model, not a curated record. Gene Ontology annotation, molecular function: ATP binding; transmembrane receptor protein tyrosine kinase activity; calcium ion binding. The transcript is spliced from 20 exons. Gene Ontology annotation, biological process: protein phosphorylation; homophilic cell-cell adhesion; positive regulation of kinase activity. Gene Ontology annotation, cellular component: axon; signaling receptor complex; membrane. The coding region runs from base 171 to 3449 and encodes 1092 amino acids. Lineage: Eukaryota; Metazoa; Chordata; Mammalia; Artiodactyla; Hippopotamidae.